Cladophialophora bantiana CBS 173.52 is the source of this 750-nucleotide messenger RNA. RefSeq lists its product as uncharacterized. The transcript has 2 exons. The record is from RefSeq and is a predicted model, not a curated record. Lineage: Eukaryota; Fungi; Ascomycota; Eurotiomycetes; Chaetothyriales; Herpotrichiellaceae. Bases 1 to 750 code for a protein of 249 amino acids.
AUGCCUCAACAAUAUCUUCUAUGGGUCAAUUCGCGACCCUUGCCCGAUUCUGGGAUUGACGAUGAUUUGUGGGAGAAAUGGUAUAUCGAAGAACACGUUCGUAUCCUCACCAUCCGUUCCCAGAGAUGUCGAGCUCAUCGAUGCCAGGUCCCGGACUUAGUGAACAGCAAGGCCACCGUGCGCGCCGCCAUGUAUCGCGAAAACUUCGACUUCUCUCUUGAACCAAAAGAGAGGCGUCCACGCAAGUACUUGGUUAUAUACCAAAGCGACUUCGAAGAGCCGCUGAGUUCCAAAGAGUAUUUGAAUGACGUGCGGCACUCUAGCGUUAUGUGGCCUGACAACAAGGCGACAUCCGAGGUUGGGGAUUUCAACGCAAGGAAUUAUAAGUUGAUCCAAGACUAUGAUCCUGAUGGAAAAGGGGAAUCCGCCCCCCCAUUUUGCCUGACCGUCGAGAUGGACCCGGUGGAUGAAGCCGACUUUGACAAAUGGUAUCGCGAAGAACAUCUCGAUAUGCUGCACAAAUUACCUGGUUAUCGUCGAUCGUCCAGAUAUGUAAUUGGGCCAAAGCUGCCUAUCACUGAAGGCGAGCCUCCGAAGUAUCUGGCCAUCCACGAAAUGGAUGAUUUGCGAGGAUUCAUAGGGAAGGAGGCUGAUGCCGCCAACGACACACCCUGGACAGUGAAGCAUAUUAAGGACAGCAAGGUAUUCAUUCCGAGAGGCUGGGAACUGAUUUAUUCGCAAGGGUAUUGA